AUGCAAUUUUCAUUUUCCAUCUUAUCUUCAAUUGCAACGACGCUUUUGUUGUUGACCAAUUCCAAUGUUGCUGAUGCCAAAGCACAUAGCUUGAAAUUGACGAGAUUAUCCAACGAGGAGAUGUUGGAUGCUCAAAACUUUCAGGAUUACACCAACACUUUGGCAAACAAGUAUUUGAAUUUGUUCAACAAGGCCAACGGUAACCCUUCAUACUCUGCUGGUGCUCAGCAAGUGCUCAAGAAUGGUGAAGAUGUUACCGAAAUCCCUUUUGUUGCUCCUAUAGCUCCACAAAAGGGAGGUAAGCACGAUGCUCCAUUGACAAAUUACUUGAAUGCUCAGUACUUUACUGAGAUUCAACUUGGAACUCCUCCCCAAACUUUUAAAGUUAUUUUGGAUACUGGUUCAAGUAACUUGUGGGUUCCUUCUAAGGACUGUUCCUCAUUGGCUUGCUUUUUGCAUUCCAAGUAUGACCAUGAUGCUUCUUCAUCGUACAAGGCCAAUGGUUCUGAGUUUUCCAUUCAGUACGGUUCUGGUUCGAUGGAAGGUUACAUUUCUCAGGACAUUCUUAGUAUUGGUGAUUUGGUCAUUCCCAAGCAAGACUUUGCCGAGGCAACUUCUGAGCCGGGAUUGGCUUUUGCAUUUGGUAAAUUUGAUGGUAUCUUGGGCUUAGCUUACGAUACUAUUUCAGUUAAUCACAUUGUGCCGCCAGUUUACAAUGCCAUCAAUCAGGGUUUGUUGGACUCUCCGCAAGUCAGUUUCUACUUGGGUGAUACCAACAAGGAUGAAAAUGAUGGCGGCGUAGCUACAUUUGGUGGUUACGACGAGUCCUUGUUUCAAGGAAAAAUAACUUGGUUACCAGUGAGAAGAAAAGCUUAUUGGGAAGUUGCGUUUGAAGGAUUGGGACUUGGUGACGAAUAUGCUGAGUUGAUUCAAACAGGUGCUGCUAUUGACACGGGUACUUCAUUGAUUACAUUGCCUUCAACUUUGGCAGAGAUUAUUAAUGCCAAGAUUGGUGCCACAAAGUCCUGGUCUGGCCAAUACCAGGUUGACUGUGACAAGAGAGACUCGUUGCCAGACUUGACCUUGACAUUCUCUGGUUACAAUUUCACUUUGUCUGCUUAUGAUUAUAUUUUGGAAGUUGGAGGAUCUUGUAUUUCCGUAUUCACGCCAAUGGAUUUCCCUAAACCAAUUGGUGACUUGGCAAUCAUUGGUGAUGCCUUUUUAAGAAGAUACUAUUCAAUCUAUGAUUUGAAGAAGAAUGCCGUUGGAUUGGCACCAUCCAAGGUUUAA
Molecule: messenger RNA, 1290 nt
Organism: Lodderomyces elongisporus
Lineage: Eukaryota; Fungi; Ascomycota; Pichiomycetes; Serinales; Debaryomycetaceae
Gene: APR1
Product: proteinase A
Exons: 1
Coding region: 1-1290 (429 amino acids)
Cellular component (GO): fungal-type vacuole
Molecular function (GO): aspartic-type endopeptidase activity
Source: RefSeq, a predicted model, not a curated record